Schistosoma turkestanicum is the source of this 1129-nucleotide messenger RNA. Lineage: Eukaryota; Metazoa; Platyhelminthes; Trematoda; Strigeidida; Schistosomatidae. The record is from the annotation of a GenBank genome assembly.
GGCUUAUGUUACUAGUACACAAUUUUGUAAUUGGCAUUUUUCACCAUCGGAAUUAAUUACACUUCGAUCGGAUUGUAAUACAAAUGCAUUGAAACGAUUACAAUUAAUGAAAGAUGCAGAAAUGACAAAUAAUAACAAUCAUAAUAACAAUGAUACUAAUUCCUCAAUGAUCGGGUUGGAUCCAGAUCAAGAAUUUAAAAUUGUAAAACAUUAUAUUUAUUUAAUGAAAAUUUUGUUUGAUAAAUUCACUACACCUCAAUUACCGGAUGAAGUAUAUGGUUUUGCUGCAACUUAUUUUAAACGUUUCUAUUUGAAUCAUUCAGUGAUGGAUUUUUAUCCACGUGAUAUUAUGUUAACAUGUUUGUAUGUUGCUUGUAAAGCAGCUGAUUUUCCAAUUGGUUUACAAACUUUCAUUUCACAUAUUCCUAGAAAUCAAAAACGAUAUAGUUAUCUUGUAUUGAAUUCAGAACUUUUUCUAAUGGAAUCACUAGGUUAUGAUUUAUGGGUUUAUACACCGUAUCGUGCAUUGACUGGAUUUGUCAUUGAUCUAGUGGCAUAUCAAAGACGAAUUUGUGGUGCACAUUCUGAUUCAUAUCUAUUAGAAAAUCAAUCUGAUGAUCAACUUGUCAAUGAAUUAUGUAAAGAUGGUGUAGAUUUAAUUAAUCUAUGGUAUCAAACAGAUCUUUGUCUUACAGUUCAUCCAAGUCAAUUUGCUCUUGCUGUCCUAGUGGAAUUAGGACAUACUCGACCUCAAUUAGAUGUAGAAGUGUUUGUACGAGAUGAACUAUGCGGUUGUGAUCCAGUGCAAAAGUUUAAACGACAUUCUGAAGAAGAGGAUACUGAUGAAGUAGACAUAAAACAACCACAAGAAGACGCGAGAAAAUGUGAUCCUGAAAUUCGUUGGCAAGAAUUAUCAAGUCGAUUAGAUUUUAUUCGUCAAACAAUAAAUGAAUUUCAAUUUAUUACUGAUUUAGGACCUGUAGGUGAAGAAGAAAUCAUUUUAGAUGAAUGUCGAAAUCCUUUGUACAAUAUUGAAUCGGAUGAGUAUGCAGAAGCGAAAUCGAAAGCAGACAGCUUAAUGGAUAUGCUUCAGUAAUAAUAAUAAUAAUAAGUGUUUGUCUUGUGUACA